Daucus carota subsp. sativus is the source of this 3896-nucleotide messenger RNA. RefSeq lists its product as uncharacterized. Gene Ontology annotation, biological process: glucosylceramide catabolic process; carbohydrate metabolic process. Gene Ontology annotation, molecular function: beta-glucosidase activity; glucosylceramidase activity. The transcript has 20 exons. Gene Ontology annotation, cellular component: membrane. Lineage: Eukaryota; Viridiplantae; Streptophyta; Magnoliopsida; Apiales; Apiaceae. The record is from RefSeq and is a predicted model, not a curated record. Bases 519 to 3392 code for a protein of 957 amino acids.
GCACUAGCUGAGGCACCUUCCUCCACAGCUGUUGUCGAAUAAUCAUCUCCUUCUUACGUAUUCUAUUUUAUUGAAAUUCACAAUCUUCUUUAAAACAAAACAAGAAAAAAAUAAAAUCAAUUUCUGAGUUUUUCUGUCAAAAUCUUGAAUCAGACCCACUUCAAAUCUUGAUUCUGGUGGUCAAAUCUCUGCAUUUUUAGCCACUUUAGUAUUGAAUUUCAAGAACCCAUGUUUUUUUCUGCCUAAAAUUUGGUGGAAUUGUGAAAAGAUUUGAUUUUUAAUCAUUCAAAUCACAAAAGAUUUGAUUUUUUAAGCUACCCAGUUGAGUGUUUUUUGAAGGGGUUGUAGUUUGAGGCCUUUGAGAGGAAGACAAGCUAUCUUUUUGGCUUUUGCUUUAAUCUUUGAUCUCUGUUUUUGAGCUCAAGGCACUUAUUUGGAAUGUGUGUGUAUAGUUUUGUAUGAAUUUGAGGAGAGUUGAAUAUAGUCAUAUACAGUAGAUAAUCUAAUAAGUGGGCUAUAUGGUUAGUGGAACUAUGUUUCAUAAAAGGAAGAAUUCAUGGCCUCCUGAAGAGUAUAUUCACAAGGCAACAUUGCAAUUGCUUGAUUUUGAUAGUGCUGCCCCACCAGUACAAGCAUGGAGAAAGAAAUUAAACAGCCAUGCCGGUCUUCUUAAGGAAUUCAGUGUGACAUUCAAGGAAGCAAUAAAGAUGGUUCGACUUGGUUUGCGCCUGUGGUCAUAUGUAAGGGAAGAGGCUUCCCAUGGAAGGAAAGCACCUAUUGAUCCAUUCACUCGUAUAAGUUGCAAGCCAUCAGCAUCACAGGGGGUUCCCCUUGGAGGGAUGGGAAGCGGUAGCAUAACUAGAGGUUUUCGAGGCGAGUUCAGAAAUUUUCAAAUUGUUCCUGGUACUUGUGAUGCUUCUCCCAUAAUGGCCAACCAGUUCUCUGUUUUUAUAUCUCGUGAGGGUGGAGCCAAACAAUAUGCAUCUGUUUUAUCCCCAGGCCAACAUGAUGGGUUAGGGAAACCUUCUGAUCAAGGCAUUUCAUCAUGGGGGUGGAAUCUAAGUGGUCAACAUUCAACAUAUCAUGCACUAUUUCCAAGGGCAUGGACAGUAUAUGAUGGUGAGCCUGAUCCUGAGCUGAAAAUCUGUUGUCGCCAAAUAUCACCAUUUAUACCACAUAAUUAUCAAGAUAGCAGUCUUCCGACGACGGUGUUCGUUUACACUUUGGUGAAUACUGGGAAGGAAAGGGCAAAUGUCAGCCUUCUCUUUACCUGGGCGAAUUCUAUAGGAGGAGUUUCACACCUUUCUGGAGAUCAUGUAAACGAGCCUUUCAUUGGUGAAGAUGGAGUCUCUGGUGUUUUGCUUCAUCACAAGACUGCAAAAGGACACCAUCCUGUUACUUAUGCCAUUGCUGCUUGUGAAACACAGAAUGUUACAGUUACUGUCUUGCCAUCAUUUGGCCUGUCUGAAGGAACCUGUCCUACAGCAAAGGACAUGUGGGAUAAAAUGGUACAGAACGGACAAUUUGAGAGAGAUAACUUCAAUGCUGGACCAAGUAUGCCUUCAUCACCUGGAGAGACGAAUUGUGCUGCAAUUUCUGCUUCAGCAACAAUUGAGCCUCAUGGAAAAUGCACCAUUGCGUUUGCACUUGCAUGGUCAUCACCGAAAGUUAAAUUUUCCAAGGGGAAAUCUUACCGGAGGAGGUACACAAAAUACUAUGGUAAUUCUGAAAGGGCUGCUUCAGACUUGGUGCAUGACGCUCUUAGAAAUUAUAAGCGGUGGGAAGAAGAAAUUGAGAAUUGGCAGAGUCCUGUCCUUGAAGACGAGACUUUACCAGAAUGGUACAAAUUUACUUUAUUUAAUGAGCUCUACUUUCUGGUUUCUGGUGGAACAGUUUGGAUUGAUUCACUAGCCCCUGCUGCAAACACUGUCCCACCUCCAGCAAAAAUUGCAGAUUCUACAGAUAGUACUGUAACCGAAGUAAAUGUGAAGAGUCACCAAGAUGGAGGUCUAGAAAAAACAAAACUAUGUAGCUGUGAUAGAACUGGUUCAGCAUCUGAUGGAGAGGGCGCUCAUUUGGGAUGUUCUGAUGAAGAUGAUUCAGCAAACUCUCAAGAAGGUGACAGAGACCACUUUGAAUACCCCUCCAGGUUUUCAGAUCCAGUGAAUGAUGAUGACGUGGGUAGGUUUUUAUACCUGGAAGGGGUUGAGUACGUAAUGUGGUGUACAUACGACGUUCAUUUUUAUGCAUCUUUUGCCCUUCUUGAGCUGUUCCCCAAAAUAGAACUCAGUAUUCAGCGUGAAUUUGCAAAAGCUGUGUUAUGCGAAGAUGGAAGAAAAGUUAAGUUUCUGGCUGAGGGAAAUUGGGGUAUUAGAAAGGUCAGGGGAGCAGUUCCUCAUGAUCUCGGAACUCAUGACCCUUGGCUUGAAAUGAAUGCUUACAAUAUACAUGAUACAAGCAAGUGGAAGGAUCUUAAUCCGAAAUUUGUCCUUCAGGUGUAUAGAGAUUUUGCUGCAACAGGAGAUUUGACAUUUGGAGCUGAUGUAUGGCCAGCUGUUUGCGCUGCAAUGGAGUACAUGGAACAAUUUGACAGGGAUGGAGAUUGUCUUAUUGAGAAUGAUGGAUUCCCCGAUCAAACUUAUGAUACAUGGACAGUUCAUGGUGUUAGUGCUUAUUGUGGUUGUUUAUGGGUCGCUGCACUUCAAGCUACAGUGGCAAUGGCUUUGCAAUUAGGUGACAGGUCUGUUGCAGAAAGAUACAAAAGCAAAUUUAUGAAAGCCAAAUCGAUACUUGAAGCAAAACUCUGGAAUGGGAUGUAUUUUAAUUAUGACAGUGGAUCAAGCAGCAACAGUAAAUCGAUCCAAGCGGAUCAACUAGCUGGACAAUGGUACACGGCAUCCUCGGGAUUGCCAAAUCUCUUUGAUGAUUCGAAGAUCCGCAGUUCCCUCCAGAAGAUCUAUGAUUUCAAUGUUAUGAAAGUGAGAGGAGGAAAGAUGGGUGCUGUAAAUGGAAUGCAUCCUGAUGGAAAAGUGGAUGACACCUGCAUGCAAUCCCGUGAAGUAUGGGCAGGGGUUACCUAUGGGCUUGCAGCUACCAUGAUUCAUGCUGGUAUGAAGGAACAGGCUUUCACAACCGCAGAAGGUAUAUUCCUUGCAGGGUGGUCUGAUGACGGAUUUGGAUAUGCUUUUCAAACUCCAGAGGCAUGGACAAUGGAUGGUCAUUUUCGUUCUCUGGUCUACAUGAGGCCGCUUGCCAUAUGGGGUAUGCAGCGUGCUUUAUGUUCAUCUAAAGUAAAUAUCAAUGCCCCGCAGAUGGGCACAAUUGACAGAAUCAACAUAUCUCCUCAUAAUGCAAGAUCAGAUGACACCAAAACCAAUGUUACAAAGCAUUGAUAUUUCUCUUGGAUGGACACACAAAUGCUUGAGACAUGGUUAAUGAAAAAAUGGAGCUCCAGAUUGCAAUUCCACUUGAAAGACAAACCAAAGUGGAGUCUUAUAGGCAAGCUUCCAUCUGGGCGCCGGUAAUUAAACAUAUCCUCGCCGUGUGGCAAUUCCCUGUGCUCCCUUGUCUGGAAAUUGCGUCACUUGUAGCAAUGUCUAAGGCGACAGUUGUUGAACUUCGUAAAAAAGUGUCGCGACAAAGUUGUUCCUGCUGUUAGGACGUGCUACAAAAGAUCUAGUGGUAGUGUUAAAAGAGGUCUAGGGUUUUCCUGCUCCUGCUGUUGGGACGUGCUACAAGAAGUUUAGAGUUGAUUGCGGUAGCUUUGAAAGAGAUCUAGAGUUUAGUAUUGUUACAUUCCAUUCCUUAUUUGCUCAAAAAUUUGUAAAAAUCAGAUCACUCACGGGGAACUCGUCCGCCACCUUCAUUGCAUUUGCAUCUCUGUUUUUUGUUGUCAA